Molecule: messenger RNA, 3912 nt
Organism: Neoarthrinium moseri
Lineage: Eukaryota; Fungi; Ascomycota; Sordariomycetes; Amphisphaeriales; Apiosporaceae
Exons: 1
Coding region: 1-3912 (1303 amino acids)
Source: RefSeq, a predicted model, not a curated record
AUGCCACCACACUUGAAGGCCUCUGAGAUAGAUCUUAUUCGCGACGUGCUCUUGGCAGCCUACUUCGUCGUCUUCAUCCACCUAAACGCCGCGCGCAUACGAUCUCUCGUUGCAGCCAUGGCGGACACUGCCAUGCCCGAGACGCCGACCAGGAAACUGUUCAAGGCGUCCUCCAAGACCAAGACGCCGCCCGUGAGGAAGCGGACGUCGUCGGUCGCCAGCACGGCGCACAGCGAGUACUCGCUGCCGGACAAGCCCAGCCCUUCGUUCACCGAGAAGCUGCGGGGCGCAACCCCCAAGUUUGUGCGCAAAGCUUCGUCGCAAGUCGCGUCGCCGGCGCCGUCGUCCAAACCUGCCUAUGAUGACAUUGCCAAAUCCACGCCCUUGGCCCCGCUGACCAGCAAGCUGGACGCGGCCGAGGGCAGAAUCCCCGAAUAUGCCGCCUCGGACACCACGGGCGACAACCCUAUCGGGUUAAUUGACAAUGAGGUCCUCACGCCCACCGACACCGUCAGCCGAAGCACGGACGCCGACGGGCCUGGAGCACUGUCCAGGGAGUCGUCCGACACCAUGACAGGUGCGGGAGGGGGGCCACCCGGUCAGGGUUCCACCUCCAAGGGUACCUCAAAUGAGCAUUCUGAAACGACAGGGUCGGACGAUAUGCCCCGGAAGAAGGCCCACAAAGGCAAAGGCCAGAGCAAAGGCCAGAAGCCGUCCAGCGCAGCGGCGAAGCCCACAGAUGCCGACGCGGACGCGCCCGACGACGACAACGACGACGCGCCGACCGACUACGUGAAGUACUUUUUGGACCAGGGCAACCCUGAGAUGAGCGAGUUUGUCAAGGCUCUCAUAUCAGCAGAAGACCCCGGUUCCUCAGGUGCCAGCGCACUCCAAUCGGCGAAAGACGCAAGCAAAGGCGCAGCGAGCAAGGCACGCGACACUGGCAAAGGCGCGCUCGGUACCAUCACAGGACUCGGAAAGGACACCGGGAAAGCCCAGGACACGGCCAAAGGCGCCGCUGACAAGGCCCGCGACACCGGCAAGAGCGCAGCCGACAAGGCGCAAGACACCGGAAAGGACGCACUAAGCAAAGCCCCGGACACCGGGAAAGCUCAGGAGGCCGGCAAAGGUGCGACCAAGAAAGCACAAGACGUGGGCAAGGACGCAACCAAGAAGACCGAAGGUGCCCACAAGGACGCAUCCAAGAAGGCCGAAGGUGCCAGCAAGGACGCAUCCAAGAAGGCUGAAGGUGCCAGCAAGGACAUAGCCAACAAGUCGGAAGAUACUGGAAAGGGUGCAACUAAGAAGGCCCAAGAUACCGGCAAGGACGGAUCUAAGAAGGCCGAAGACAUCAGCAAGGACGCGUCUAGCAAGGCCCAAGACACUGGAAAAGAUACAGCUGGCAAAGCUCGCGACACCAGUAAAUCUGUUUCCAGUAAGAGCCAGAAUACUGGGAAAGACUCCGCCGGCAAAGCUGAAGAUACGGGCAAGGAUAUAGCCAGCACUGCCAAGGACACUGGCAAAGACGUAGUCGACAAAUCCCAAGAUACUGGGAGGAAGACACCCAGCAAAUCUCGCGCCACUCCCAACGGCACCCCCAAGAAGUCUAAAGACAGUGGAAAGUCCUCGGCCAACAAGGCUCCAGAAUCCGGCAGAACUACACCCAGCAAGACUGAAGACCCUGUCAAAGACAUUGCUAGCAAGUCAAAGGACGCUGGCAAGGAGUCAACCAACAAGGCCAAGGACACUGGCAAAGAAUCAACCAGCAAGGCCAAGAGCACAGGCAAAGACACAGCCAGCAAAGCCAAGGACAGCCUACCAGACUCGUCUAGCGAAGCGCAGGACACUGCCGACGAGUCAGCUAGCAAAGCCAAGAACAGUGGCAAGGAGUUGACCAGCAAGACCAAAAACACUGGGAAAGGCGCAUCGAGCAAGGCCAAAGAUUCCGGCAAAGAUCUAGCUGACAAGGCUAAGGAUACAGGCAAAGUCUCUGACGACCAAGCUCAGGACGUACCGAAGACACCUACCAAGGACACAGGCAAAGAGGCAGCCGGAACUCCUCAGGGCGCUGGCAAAGACGCAGUUCAGAAGACCAAAGACACUGGCAAAGACACGGGGGGCAAGGCCAAGGACACUGCUAAAAAGUCAACCAAGAAAGUCAGUGACAGUGUCAGUGGGUUCGAAGACGUAUCAGCAGAUCCGACUAAAGAGUUGCCAAUUGACGACGAACUGGUCAAAGAGCCAACAGACAAGGUCAAGGACGCUUCAAAUUCGAAGAAGAACGUAGGCAAGUCCGCAGCGAAGCAAACCAGUGAAUCAAGCAAGGACGCAGUCAACAAGGCUCAAAAUACGAGCCAAGACAUUCCGAACAAGGCCGCUGACACUGGAAAAGAUCUUCCAAAGAAGGCCAAGAGUAGUGGAAAGAAAGCUGCCCAGACACCACGCGACACCGUCAGUGGUUUUCCAAGCGUAUCAGUAGACCCUACCGAGGAGCUACCCACAGACGACGGUCUCGUAAUGCAGCCAGCAGACGAGGUUGAAGGCCCCACGGGAGGCGACGCGCCGAAGCUUUCUGACGUCCAGAAGAAAGGUAGCGAUCUUGCGAACGACGCGAAAAGUAAAGCUGGCCAAGCUUCACAACAGCCCAAGGGAGAAUCCAAGGAUAUCUCGGGUGGUGAAAAGGUCGGAGUGCCAGAUACGUCAGCAAUUAAUUCGGGCAAGGACGUUGCCGGUGAUGGUACUGGAAAGGCUGUCGACGUGAAGGACAGCGUCUCAAACGCAGCAAAGGACUCCUCGAAGAAGGCGACAGAUGCGAAGAGCACUGGUGAUGGAGCAGUUGGACAACAAGGCCAGCUGCCCGACGCAGCCCAAAAUGGUGACGAGAUUAGCAAGGCGACCCAGAAGCCCGGUGCACUCAAAGACUCUGGCAAAUCCGCCGCCAAACCCCCAUCCGCGAAUGGCUCUGCCAAGGGCGGCGAGGGUUUAACGAAUGGCUCUGCGAAGGCUGCAAUGGCCGGUGCUACAGACGAUCUUGCGGCCAAGGCGCCGCAGAAGCCAGAUGUACCCUCUGAUAUCGCAAGUCAGGCACAUGGCGCACCGGGAGGAAUCCAGGCCCAGGCCGACAACAUGGGCAAGCCAACUCAUGUCAACAGGCGGUAUGAGAUCCCUCUUCCCAGGCCCGAGAGACAGCAAUCGAAAUCAGACAUGAAGAUGCCCGAGGUCGACCGUCUUGCCAGUACGGACAACCUCAACAACGUCAAUGACUUGGACGAUCCUCCCGAGGAGAUGUUAGAUCCUGAUGUACACUCGCCAGAGUUCCGAUCCGCCAACAUCUCCCCAAUUCCCAAAGUCUCCAAGAUUUCACCCAUCGGUAGCCAGCCUCCCCCUGACCUUGCACGCCUUGCACAUGGACUGGAAGGCAACACGGUCGAUGAUGUUGGAAACAUUGUCGACAAGUCUGGCAAGGUUCUGGGCCACGCAACUGGAGAUCUGCCGUCGAUGAUUGGCAAGAAGGUGGCCGAGAACGGUGAAGUCUAUGGGGACGGGGGUGAACUCAUUGGAUUCGUGACAGAGAACUUCACAGGGCCUCCACCGCCAAAGGAGACACCAUUGCCAGGAGGUCUCAAGGUUGAUACCGAAGGCAAUAUUCUUGACGGCGCUGGCAACAUCAUUGGAAAGCUGAACCAGAAACCGGGGCAGAGCACCGCGCUUGCACCAUACCUUCAGCAUGCCGAAGAAGCUCCCCAGCCAGAGGAGAAGCAGCAGAAGGAGAAUGAGCAGUCGAAAGAGAAGGAAAACAACGGCAUCCCCGCUGACAUUUUCUUGGAUGUCAAGUCUACACCGGAUGGUAUCCAGUUGACGAUUCGGAUCCCAACAGUCUUCAAGCAGGAGACACGUCAGACUACUUCAUGA